CAGGAUCCUCAAGGCUUGCCAUAGUUCCAGAAGAGAGUAGCAACUCUUUCUGCAACUGCAGCCUAUCACUUCAAAGUAAAAAAAGGCAAUGAAAAUGAAAAGUGUUUAUUUUGUUGCUGGGCUCCUUUUAAUGAUAGUUCAAGGCAGCUGGCAAAAUCCUCUUCAGGAUACAGAGGAGAAAUCAAGAUCAUUCAAAGCUUCCCAGUCUGAGCCGCUAGAUGAAUCUAGACAGCUGAAUGAAGUGAAACGUCACUCACAAGGCACAUUCACCAGUGAUUACAGCAAGUACUUGGACACUAGACGAGCUCAGGACUUUGUGCAAUGGUUAAUGAGCACUAAAAGAAAUGGCCAACAAGGACAAGAGGAUAAAGAAAAUGACAAAUUCCCGGACCAGCCCUCAAGCAAUGCUAUCUCCAAGCGUCAUGCUGAAUUCGAGAGACAUGCUGAAGGCACCUACACCAGUGAUAUCACCUCUUAUUUGGAAGGUCAAGCUGCCAAAGAGUUCAUUGCUUGGUUAGUCAAUGGACGAGGAAGAAGAGAUUUCCCAGAGAGUGCUCUUGUGGCUGAAGAAAUGGGCCGAAGACAUGCAGAUGGCACUUUCACAAGUGAUAUCAACAAAGUCCUUGAUGACAUGGCUGCCAAAGAGUUCCUAAAAUGGCUGAUUAACACAAAAGUUACCCAAAGGGACCUUUUGGGAGAAUACCAGUAAAAAUGCAGAAUACAAAUGGGAUAAAUGAAGAUCUUCAUUGCAUCGACUGCCAGUUAUUAGGAGAUUAUGAAAUCUGUAUUCUGUCAUUUAUAUUGGGUGUAACAAAGCUAUGUCACCUUGCAUGCCAGGAAAUAAUUGUAUUAUACUUUAGUGUUGCCAAAGGUUUAUAUAUGGAAAACCUAUUGUCAAAGGUUGGUUGUCUUAACAGCUUUAUGACUAUGAAAGUUCCAUAUCUUCAUAUUUUCCAUGUAUUAGGACUGAAGUCACUCCAUUUAUAUUUAACGAUAAAAUUAUUUUUCUAAAAAGUUGACUUCUACACACAAAUGAUUCAAUCACCAAUUAUAUGUGUUAUUUGUAAGCGGCUGGCAGCUAUAAAUGCCUAAGAAGUGAAUAUCCCUCUUAAAACCUUUGUUAUAAAAAGGCUAAGCUUUAAGGAUAUUAAAUGAUAGCCUUAAAUAAAUUUUUUCAAGCUUC
Apus apus (common swift) is the source of this 1183-nucleotide messenger RNA. It is a transcript of the gene GCG, whose product is annotated as glucagon. Gene Ontology annotation, cellular component: extracellular region. The transcript is spliced from 7 exons. The record is from RefSeq and is a predicted model, not a curated record. NCBI's taxonomy places the organism in Eukaryota, Metazoa, Chordata, Aves, Apodiformes, Apodidae. Bases 89 to 709 code for a protein of 206 amino acids. Gene Ontology annotation, molecular function: glucagon receptor binding; hormone activity. Gene Ontology annotation, biological process: negative regulation of apoptotic process; positive regulation of insulin secretion involved in cellular response to glucose stimulus; adenylate cyclase-modulating G protein-coupled receptor signaling pathway.